Molecule: messenger RNA, 6394 nt
Organism: Rhinolophus ferrumequinum (greater horseshoe bat)
Lineage: Eukaryota; Metazoa; Chordata; Mammalia; Chiroptera; Rhinolophidae
Product: KIAA0825 ortholog
Exons: 21
Coding region: 276-4115 (1279 amino acids)
Source: RefSeq, a predicted model, not a curated record
UUCCGGGUGGUUGUCAGUGACGCUCUGGAGCAGUCGUCAGGGUGGACUAACAGAGUUCCCGGCUGGGUUCUGGCCGGCGGGCCAGGCUCGUGUUAGAUCAGCGCGGGAGGUGGAGGUGGGAGACUGGUGCGUUUUGUGUAUUUUUGAAAAAAAUUCUGCUGAAGAUACUAAAGCAAGGGCAGCUCUUUUACUGACAAAUCAGAAGGAAAUCAUCUUCUACCCACUUAGGAUUAAAAGACCAGCUCAUUCUUAGAGUCUUCUGAAACAAAAUUAGAAUGGAUUGGGGAGAUGAAUUUUCCCAUAAUUCUUUUGACCUACAUUGUUUGUUAAAUUCAUUUCCUGGAGACUUGGAGUUUAAGCAGAUCUUCAGUGACAUUGAUGAAAAGAUAGAACAAAAUGGGACAAGCAUAGAACACUGCAUUAAAGAAAUACAGUCUGAAGUUAACAAACAGUGUCCAGAUGUGCAGCUGCUAACAACAACUGACUGUUUUGAAUGGCUAAAUAAUUAUAACUAUAAUUCAGCUAAGUCACCAUCUACUUCCCAUGGAGAUUUGACAAAAUUUCUCAAAACACUGCAAGAUUUGUUGAAGAAUGAACAAAAUCAAGAAGAAAUGAUAUUGGAUUUACUUUGGAGCCUCUCCUGUCAGAACAGCGUUUCAUUUCCAUCAACGCUAAGUGGAACAUCUUUCCAUUUCCUCUCUAGGACCUCUCUUCAUUCUGUUGAAGAUCAUUCCUCUAUGGAUGUAAAGUCUAUAUGGGAUGAUAUAAGACUACAUCUUCGACGCUUCUUAGUGAGCAACUUACAAAAUCAUAAUGAAAUAAAAAAUUCACAGCAAAAAAUUUUGUUGAAAAAUCAGUGCAUACAACAGCUCUUGUUUCUUUAUCCAGAAUCCGAAGUUAUAAGCAAGUAUCAAAACAUACAGAAUAAACUGUUGGCUACACUUCUGCAGAAUUGCUUUCCUUCUUACAGCAGAGAAUCAAAUUUAGACAUAAUGGUCCGUGGAUACCAAAGUACAAUGCUUAAGUUAUACUCAAUGAUAAAAGAGGAUUUUAACACGCUGUGUGAAAUUUUAUCUCCAUCCUCAACAGUGAAAUUCAUUAAAGAAACUUACCUGGAUACUGUUACGGAAGAAAUGGCAAAAUUUCUUGAAAAUUUUUGUGAGCUGCAGUUCAAAGAAAGUGCUGUCCGUGUGGUUAAAACAAGCAAGAGCUCCAGCAGGCAUAGAGGAGCAGUGCAUGCUUUGGUUACUCCUGAAUGCCCAGAGAAAGGAAGAAACUUUUUCCUCUCUUUAGAUGAACUCAAAUUCUUAUCACAGCUCAUAAAGUCCUUUUUGAAGCUGGAAAAAAAUGUUCAAGAAUUGUUAGAAGAAAUUUUUUUAUUGCUUAAGGUAUCCAGGAAUACUUCAGGAAUUUUGGACACAUCCAAUAGAGUAGCUGUAAUAGAGAAACCUAGAGCAAAUGUAACCAGUAUUCCUUCAGAGCAAUUACUGCCAGUACAAGAGGCUACUUUACUAGAUUUUGGCUGGAGAAAUGCAUUUAAAGAAAUAUCUCUUCCCAUGGCACAUUGUGUAACAACAGCAAUUGAAGAUUUUUCUAUGAACAUUCUCCAACAGGAACAGAAGGAAAGGUCUUCAGCUGUGACCUAUGCUAUGAACCUUGUAAAAGUUCAACAAGUUUGGCAAGAGAGCCAUGUGGUUUCUGAGGAGGACCAACCAAAGAAAAUUGCAAAGUUUUGUUCUGACAUCAUGGAAAAACUUGACACAAUGCUUCCACUGGCUCUGGCAUGCAGAGAUGAUUCUUUUCAGGAAAUUAGAGCAAACUUUGUGGAGGCCUGUUGUAAAGUGGCAACAGCUGUCCUGGAGAGACUGCAAGAGAGAGGCAAGGAGGUUCCUUCCAAAUCACCCCUGAAAAACUUGCACACACUCCUCUCCACGGCGGUAUAUGUCUUCCAGCAUUUUAUGCAAUACGAUAAUUUGAUGAAAGAAAAUACUAAGAAACCCAUAUUUCUGGUGCCUGUCCAACGAUAUCAGGAAUUCAUCAACACGCUCCAGUUUCAGGUUACGGACUACUGCGUCAGAGUUUGUGCUACAAGCAUUUUACAGGAUGCUGAGAGCCACCACUGGAACGACUACAAAGCUUUUUAUGAGGGGGAAAGAUGCUCCUUCUCACUCCAGAUGUGGCAUUAUUUCUUCUGGGCUCUUCAUCAUGACCUCUGGACCAUUCUGCCCUCUAAGUUAGCGCAGGAGAUUCUAGCAGAAGUUCUGGAAAAAUCUUUGGGUCUACUGGCCUGCAGAUAUGCUCGGGCCCAUCCAAGUUAUAAAAGAACUCCACAGAUAAGACUUGAUGUGACAACAAUUUUAAUAUGCACUGAGAACAUGUUAUGGUCAGUUUGCACAUCUGUAAAGAAACUUUUGAAUCCCCAUGAGUAUACAGAUGAUAAAAUUUUUAAAAUUCAUACCCAUUGUAAUAAUCUGUUUACAACGUUGGUCAUUUUGACUUCACCAUUAACUGAAUUAUAUCAGACUUUUCAGCAUGGCAUGGAUGAUCCUGCUCCAGAUGCCAAACCAUUUUUCAAGCAACCAUUACAUUGGUUUUCUUGCAUAUCACAUUUCUACCCUUCUCUGCUCAGGACUCCAUCAGCUGGACGACUGACAACUGAGGGUCAAUUGAAACUGCUCUUAUCCCAGCCAGGUUGUAAUUGGAACCUGCUUCUGGAAACCCUACUGCAUCGUGAUGGUAUUUUACUGAGAAUCUUGCUGAAGGGCUCAAAAUGCAUCUUUCAAGAACAAGGUUCUGAUACAGAAAAUAAUCUGAACCAAAUAUCCAGCUUGACAGAAGCCAUCUUUAAAGUAUUAUACUACUGCAAUUUUUCUCCACAAACCUUCGGAAACGUUUUUGUGAGCUACAUGGAAGAAGAACAAUUAUGGAACUUUUUAUAUAACAUUCCAGUGUCAACAUGCAUGGAGUCUGAGCAAGAUGUCAUCCAGUGCUUGAGAUUGGCACUGACCAAUGCUGUGAAGGACAUUGUACAGCAGGUAGUAUCCGUGAUGAACUCUGGGAGAAACUGUGAGACAAACCUAAACAAGCACAGUGUUCCUGAACAUUUGCGUGACAGCAUUCCUAAAGAAUGGAAUUAUAUUCCGAAAGAAACCAAAAAGAAAGAAUCCAGCAAAGGCUUCACAAGGCUUGCUGCUCAGGCAGUAUCUAUUGUAAUCAGCAAGUUACCUACGGUGAUUGCAUGUUUGCCUCCCCCAAUUAAAUACUUCUUUUUUCUGUCUGAGAGAAAAAUGUCAAAAAACUUUGUUGACUUGAGGAAAGCUAGCCUGCUUGUCUGGAACUUGAUUGUAAUUAUACGUCGGAUAUUUGAGGAUGGCAACACUGUGGAACUUUUAACAGGUGCCUCCCUUGACAGAUGGAGUAAAGAGAAACUCAGUUUAAUCUCUGUGUGUUUGGAAAGCAUCAUGGGAGAGCAGACAAGUAGCCCUAAUCAAAUGACCCAAAAGGUCAUACAGAGCAUUGAGCAGCAAAAACCCAACUGGAUUGAAUGCCAAUUGCUGAAAGCAAGGAAAUUGAGCACCGAAUGUGCAUUUAUGACAAUAGAGAAAAGCACAGCCUUAGAAGAAGGAGAUAUUGCUCUUGAACUGACUGAGCAGAAAAUAAACAUGAUGGUCCUGGAUAUCUGCCACAAACCAGGUGGCAGCGAGUACCUGAGGCAAAUUUAUCACAUCAUGCGGCUCAAUGAGGCAUAUUUAAAAGAACAGCUGUUUUCUAUGAAUGGUUCAGAGGAAAAGCCAUUACCCAUCAGACCUUUAAAAACAACCUUGAGGAGUGUGGAAGAUCAGCCUUCUGCCUUUAACCCUUUCCAUGUGUACAAGGUGUUUAGUGAAAACAUACUAGAUCAGUCAGCCAUUGCAAAAUGGAACUGGAAUUGGCCGAACUUGCUGCCAAAUUAUCUGGGACUGGAUAAGAUGACCUUCAGUGUGCUGCUCAAAAACAGGUGGGAGAUGAGGAAGGAUGAAAGACUGGAAGAGGAAGAAAAAACAAUGUUGGAACAUUUAAAACGAAUUUGCAACAUCCAGAAGUCUUCUGCCUCAGAUAACACAGAGGAAGAGUAAUCUGCCGAAAACAGCAACAGCUUUAUUUUAGGAAAUAAUCACAUAUAAUGGAGUAGGAAUUUUACUACAGUCAGGAUGAACCUCAGAUGUGCUGUGAAGCAUGAAACCAAUGACUGAGUAAUCUCUGAACUGAAAAUGAAUAGAGCACAUACAGCAUAAAGUGCUACCUAUUUUUUAUUUUAAAAAUAAUUUCAAAUGUUUUUCUUUCCUCAGUCUUUCUCUUUGUAUGAUAUAACUGCUGCCAUCUCGUGUUCCCUUUGAAUUAUUUUUCUUCUUUCAGUCUUGAAGUAUCUAUGACAACAGACAAAAUGUUUGGAUAUAUUUUCCCUAAGGAUUUUUAAAUACAACCUUUGGAUAUUAAGUUGAAUGGAGUGGCAUAGCCCCUGAAAGUCAUCUGAAAAAUUCAAUCUAAUUUUGUAGCUGUAACCCAUGUCCAGGUCUUAAUCGCCUUUAAAUUGUACUAGUCUCCUUUCCUAUAGCCUCUUCUUCAUCCAGUUUAUCUGAAUCAUAGCCGCAAAAAGCACCCUCCAGAAGUAUGACUUUACUCAUAUCUCUGCAUAUAGUGUUUUUUUUUUUUAAAUGUCAAUUUCAAACUUCCAGUAAUAUGCUUUCAGAUCCUAUACCCAGUGCUCCAUGUUCAGGCACUGCCUGCUAUCGUCUUGACUCAAGCCACACACCUGUCAUUUUUCCCAACCAGAAACAAUCUUUGUCACAAAAUUAUGUUCAAAACUCACUCCAGAAAUCUCUCUUCCACCGCUCAGUAUCCAUAGUUUGUUACUUCUCUUUUUUCUAUUACAUUGAUACACACACACACACACGAAAUGGAAUCUGUUCUAGUACCCUCUAUGUGAAAUAAAGUUGUAUUUACGAACUAUAUCCUCCUUAUCGGUGCUUUGAUAUUAGAUUAUAAAGCCUUUAAAGGUCUUACAAUAUAACAUGACGUCUCCCCUUACAACAAUAGUCUCCCAAAUACCUACUACAAAGUUAUUUAUCUACUUGACAGUUAAUAAACACAGUUGUUUGAAUGGCUGUCAUUGAAAGACAUUUAGACUGUUGAGCAACCUACAGGACAUCUUGGAGAAGCUUUAUGUCACGAACUAUUUUAGAUGAUUUGAUAUUGAAUAUCAUGGUUUCUGGUGUUCUGAGAUUGUCCAUGAUUCCAUAUUGUGUAAUUUUUGUAAAAUAUAUGUAGGCUGCAUGAUUUCCAAAGGAAAGUACUUUAGCAUUUUUCAAAGAGUAAAACUUGGAGUGCAGAAGAGGCCACCAUAGAAAAUCUCCUGCAUUAUUUCUUUAUAUAAAAAUACAUUAAUGGCCAUGUAGCCAUCUGCUUCCCAGAUAACACAUUUUCUUUUUAAAGAAUGUUCUUUAGUUGGCCAGUAUAAUCAUGAACCCAGCAUUUUAAGAUAUGGUUGAAAUAAUUCUAAAAAUUCAAUGUGGACCAUUAAAAAAAGUAUAAGAAACUUUGAUGAGAACUGGACUUUCUAUCUUAUCUUACCUAUAAACAGUUACUAUAACAAUCAACGUAAAGCAACAGUUGGUUUCAUUCCCUCACCUUAGUGAUGAUCUGUGUACUAAAUCUGCAUAACUAUGUUUUAUUAGAAUAGACACUAAAACAGAAAAUCAAAAUAAAAAUAAAUUGAUCCAAUAAACUAAAUGAAAUAAUCUUAUAAAGUUUUAGGAUUUGAUAUUUUUAUUCUCAUCUUCUAAUAUACCAGAUCAUCUUUUAACACUUUUUUUUUACUGAAUCUGUAUAUUUCUAUAGUAAUCCUGGGAAGUGAUUUAGUUCUUCUAGAAAAAAAUUUCUCUAUGGUUCCUUUUUAAAAGAAGUACAGUAAGGGGAGAAUGGGAUGAGUCAGGAGAGAAAAGUAGAAAAGAGAGGAGUUUGCAGUUGAAUUCUCUUCUGUACUUGCUCAGUGAAAUUACUGUAGCUUUAAGUGCAAUAAAAUUUAUAAGUGGGAAUGUAAAAUGACAAGUCAUUGAUUUAUCAGAUCAUUUUGGCUUUAUACUCAAUAUGUUUCUUAAAGUAUGAUUAAGAAGUGCUAUUUCAAAACAGUUUCCUGUCUCACAAUUAUUUUUCACUUGUAUAAAUUAACAAGAAUGAAUACUUCAUAAUUCCCCAUUUGCUUACUAUAAAAAUAUUAUCUUCCUAUAAAAUAUUAUCUUCCUCAGUGUUCUGUUUAAUUGUAUCUUUAUAUAAUCAUAAAGAGGUACCUAUUUUAUUAUUGGCUUAUCAGUUACUAUGUGGAAACAGUAUGAAUGAAUUCUUAAUAAAAUAUAGA